AUAAGUGAAAUGGCCAACCAAUCUACUUCAACAGUGUUCCUUCUGAUGGGAUUUUCCAAUGAUCAUGAUGCCCAGAUUUUGCAUUCUGUGCUGUUUCUCUUCAUUUACUUAACAGCCUUAAUGGGAAAUUCUCUCAUUAUCAUAGCUGUGGCCUUAGACCACCACCUUCACAGCCCAAUGUACUUCUUUUUAAUCAACCUAUCAAUUUUAGAUGUUUGCUACAUCUCCACUACUGUUCCCAAAUCUAUUGCCAUUUCAUUGACAAACAACAACAUGAUUUCUUUUGCCGGAUGUGUAACACAGGUCUUCUUAGUGGCAACUUUGGGGGGUGGUGAGAUUGCCUUGCUCACUGUUAUGGCUUAUGACCGUUUUGUAGCAAUCUGUCAUCCGCUACAAUAUACCAUAAUCAUGAAUUGGAGUGUCUGUAUCCUAUUGGCAGCUGCUUCCUGGAUAGGCAACCUGAUCCAUGCAGUAUUACAAACCAGUUUCACAUUUAGACUAAAUUUCUGUGGUUCCAAUAUGAUUAUGCAAUAUUUCUGUGACAUUCCUCAGUUACAAAACGUUUCUUGCAGUGAUACGAAAGUGAAUCAAAUUCUUAUUAUUGUCCUUGGGUUAUUUAUUGACUCUUUUUGUUUUGCAUUUAUCUUUGCUUCUUAUGGCUACAUAUUAUCUGCUGUGCUGAGGAUCCCAUCAGUCCAAGGCAGAUAUAAAGUUUUCUCUACCUGCACUCCUCACCUGACUGUCUUUUCUUUAUUCGUCACCACCGCUGUGUUUUCAUACAUGAGACCAAAAGCACUUUCUUCCCCCACCGUGGAUUUGGUUGCUGCUGUAUUAUAUACAGUUUUGCCACCAGUUCUUAAUCCCAUUAUUUAUAGCCUCAGAAACAAGGACAUCCAAAUGGGAGUGUGGAAAAUACCCCAAAACUUAAAACAUCUUAUUGCCUGA
This is a messenger RNA of Lacerta agilis (Sand lizard), 945 nucleotides long. Its product is annotated as olfactory receptor 14A16-like. The transcript has a single exon. Gene Ontology annotation, biological process: G protein-coupled receptor signaling pathway. Lineage: Eukaryota; Metazoa; Chordata; Lepidosauria; Squamata; Lacertidae. Gene Ontology annotation, cellular component: membrane. The record is from RefSeq and is a predicted model, not a curated record. Gene Ontology annotation, molecular function: G protein-coupled receptor activity; olfactory receptor activity. The coding region runs from base 10 to 945 and encodes 311 amino acids.